Molecule: messenger RNA, 681 nt
Organism: Triticum turgidum subsp. durum (durum wheat)
Lineage: Eukaryota; Viridiplantae; Streptophyta; Magnoliopsida; Poales; Poaceae
Source: the annotation of a GenBank genome assembly
AUGGCGCCAGGGCUCAAACGCUUCACCGACGUCGCCGGAGACGGCACGCCCCGCCUCGACGACGCCGCCGGCGAGGAGCUCAUGUGCGUGGAGCGCGCCGCCUCGGUCGCCCUCGGCAGCCGCGCGCCGGAGCCCCCGGGAACCCUCUUCAUCACCACCAGGAGGGUGAUUUGGCUCAGCGAGGCGGAGAAGGGCAAAGGAUACGCGGUGGACUUCCUGGACAUCACGCUCCACGCAGUGUCGCGCGACCCGGAGGCGUACCCCUCGCCGUGCCUCUACACUCAGAUUGAAGCCGAAGCUGACUCUGAUGAAGAGGAUGGUGAUUUUGACUCUGAAGCAAAUGGUGACUCACAGCUACCAAAAAUCUCUGAGAUGCGUAUUAUACUGGCAGAUGCUGCCCAACUAGAUUCACUUUUUGAUGCCUUCUGCCAUUGUGCUGAGCUGAACCCUGAUCCUACUGCUGAAGAAAAUGAAGAUGGUGAGGGUAUGACCAAUGGUGGUUGGAUUCAUGGUGAUGAAGAUGAACACAUGGUUGAUGGAAUCGACCCUGAGUUUUUUAUUCCCACCCCGAUAGGUCAAAAUGGUGGAGAUGGCCUCAGUUCUUCAGUACUUGAGCUUCAAAUCAAUGACCAGCGUUUCGAGGAUGCGGAGGAAGAGGAGGCCCGUGAAAAUGGGCAUUAA